Vigna radiata var. radiata (mung bean) is the source of this 424-nucleotide messenger RNA. Its product is annotated as fibronectin-binding protein A-like. The coding region runs from base 37 to 384 and encodes 115 amino acids. NCBI's taxonomy places the organism in Eukaryota, Viridiplantae, Streptophyta, Magnoliopsida, Fabales, Fabaceae. The transcript has a single exon. The record is from RefSeq and is a predicted model, not a curated record.
CAAUAUCUCUUCUUCAUUAUUGCACUCCUGUCAACUAUGGCCUCCAACAAAUCAUUCAUCAUUGCUUUUCUUCUUGCUCUCACCUUCUCAAGCAUGAGCAUGAGCCUAGCAGCUCGCCAUCUUAUGCAGACAACUGCACCAACAUUGCCAACAUUGCCACCAUUGCCUUCAAUUCCAGCCCUUCCUCAGGGUAAUGUUCCACCACUGCCCAUUAUCCCAUCUAUACCUACCACUUUGCCUCCACUUCCUACCAACAUCCCUAACAUUCCAACAAUUCCACAGCUCAACGUUCCUCCAUUGCCUUCAAUCCCAACAUUCACAAUUCCAACUACUAUGCCCUCCAUCCCAUUCCUCUCCCCACCACCUUCCACCUCCACCCCUUAAACUACCUUUCUUUUCUUCUUCUUGGCCAAGCUACCGUCUC